Messenger RNA from Aureobasidium pullulans EXF-150, 1566 nucleotides. Its product is annotated as amino acid transporter. Bases 1 to 1566 code for a protein of 521 amino acids. Gene Ontology annotation, biological process: transmembrane transport. Gene Ontology annotation, cellular component: membrane. Gene Ontology annotation, molecular function: transmembrane transporter activity. The transcript is spliced from 3 exons. The record is from RefSeq and is a predicted model, not a curated record. NCBI's taxonomy places the organism in Eukaryota, Fungi, Ascomycota, Dothideomycetes, Dothideales, Saccotheciaceae.
AUGUCUACCAAAGAUGAGAAAACUCUCGAGUAUGGCGAGAAACCACCAACAGGAUCCACCGAACCCAGACAGUCUUUGGAAAAUGGAGUUGGCGAGAUCAUACACACAGUCAACGCUUCGGGCCAUCGAGAUCAACUGCAACGGCAUUAUGGUCCUCUACAAAUUUGCGGUCUCGCUUUAAACAUCGACUCUGCUUGGGUAGCCUUUGCUGGCUCAUUGAUCCUUUCGUUACCCAAUGGUGGUCCUGCUGGCGUUCUCUACGAACUUAUCACUGCAUGCAUCUACUAUGGUAUCAUUGCAGCAUCUAUCGCUGAGCUUGCUUCAGCAGUUCCUACCGCUGGAGGUGUAUACCAUUGGGCGUCGGUCACUGCGGGUCCAAGAUGGGGAAGAAGUAUUGGGUUCUUCGCUGGUUUUCUCAACUUUGCUGGUUGGAUAUUCGAUCUCUGUUCGAUCAUUGCAAUCCCAUCCAACGUCGUCCUUCAAAUGUACUCGCUCUUCAACCCCGAUUUCGUCCUUGAGGCCUGGCACACCUACCUGACCUACGUUCUGAUAACAUGGUUCUGUGUUCUUUUCUGCAUAUUCGGCAACCGCUUCCUGCCACUUCUACAAAAUGUCGGCCUAUUCUUGCUUAUCGUCGGUGGAGUUGUCAGCAUCAUCGUACUAGCUGCGACACCGAAAACACAUGCAAGCAGCACUUUUGUCUGGUCAGACUGGCAAAACACUACCGGCUGGGGCGGUGGAGUAGCCUUCUUGACUGGUGUGCUCAAUGGCUCUUUCACCAUUGCUACCGUCGACAGUGUGAGCCAUAUGGCAGAAGAGCUCCCCAACCCACGCCGCGAUAUUCCACGAGCAAUCUUUGCACAGGUCUCUCUUGGAGCCAUAACCGCAUUUUUGUACGCCAUCGCACUUUUCUACGCAGUCAGCGACCUCGAUGAAGUCAUCAACACUACUGGCUCCUUUCCUGUCGCCGUCAUCUACCACCAGGCAACUGGCAAUGCUGGUGGAGCCUUCUGCCUGUUGCUCAUCGUUUUCCUCAUCAUCAUGAUUUGCGCCAUCUCGACUACCCUGUCUCUUGGUCGCACCUGGUGGGCCCUUGCCCGCGAUCAAGCCACACCUUUCGGCAAACUCUUUUCUUCUGUAAACGAGGAUCUCUCCUGCCCUAUUCCAGCAACCAUCCUUGUCGGCAUCCUGGUUACCGGUCUCGGUGCCAUCAUUCUUGCCUCGGGCACUGCUUUCAACGAUCUUGUUGGCUCCUUCAUCGUCUUGUGUGCAUUCAGCUACUUCCUGGCCAUCUUCCCUCACCUUAUCACCGGCCGCAAGUACACACCUAAAGGCUCUUUCUGGAUGGGCAAGUGGGGCUUCGGAGUUAAUGCCCUAGGUUGUGUGUUGAUCGUCUUCUUCAACAUCAUGUUCUGCUUCCCUUAUGCUAUGCCCGUCUCACCAGAUUUGAUGAACUACAAUUCUGUGAUUUUGGUGGGUGUGCUGAUUAUUGUCACCUUCUGGUGGCUUUUCUAUGGACUGAAGCAUUAUCCUACUCCAAAGGUGCUUACUGAGGCAAUGAAAUGA